AGACAAGGUACAUUUGAACACGAGAAGCCGUCGCCGAAAGGCCUCUGAGCACGACGCGCAAGCGUUUGUUUCCUGAGGGAUGGACUUUGUUCAUGGACAAAGCGGCAUCGCAAUGCUCCUGUGCCGGGUAGCUUUGGAGCGGAGGAAUGAGUGGCUUCACAGCACUCCGACGGGCCAACGUUCGACCUGCGCCUGCCUCAUCGCACCUUUGGAUGUAACAGCCGGAGGUGACUGAUUGUGCGAAGCUUCUCCUCCCAGGACCAGGUUCACUUUGAGUACAGCUCAACCCAUCUCUUCUCUUGGAUUCUUAUUUCACGACUCUAUAGCUCAUCUCUAUCACUUCCCAGCGAUUCGACUAUUGACCAAGCUCUUAGCAUCAUGCCAGCUGCUAACCCCAAGAAGGGCUCCGUUCAUUCACCGCCGGGCUAUAUAAACAUGAGCUUUCCAACAGAAAUGCGCUCGCCCGUAAAUACUUCUUUGCCGACACCCGAAAGCCUUGUCGACUUCCCAAGCUCCCGUGACAAUCGUUUGACUUCAGACAUGGAACAGCACGAUGUCGGCCUCGGUUCGCCCGUCGUCGAUCUGACAACACCACCUGCCCAGGAGCACCAUUCCUCUCAUGGCAGGCCUUCAGUCGAGCCGUCUGCUCAGACUCAGCAGACGCUGGACCUUCAGCAGCAAGUCCUCCCGCGUCGACGCGGAACAAUAAGGGUUGCCAGAUGGAACGGUGUCCUUGGUCAUGGCUACGUGGAGGAGGUAGAGGUGGAAUUCGACGAGUACAACAAUCCCGUUAGGCGGAUUGAAAAUAAUUUGGGCUUCAUGGAAGAGUCACAGUGCAACUUCGCAACCGGUCCUCAAACGAACGUGCCAUUUAGGCAGCCAACGUGCCCUCAGCUAGGAAACCAGCCGAACUGCCAACUGGACGCCCAGUCAAAUCCUCUGCCUAAUUACGAGCCGAAAUAUCAGCCAAACUACCAGUCAACCCUUUCGCCUGACUCCCAGCAAUUACCAAACACGUGGCCGGCAAAACCGAACCCAUUCUUCGACGAUCCACAAGGGCUAGCCGCCCUGGAAACGGAGGAGCAGCCUGCCGCCCAUAGCAAACACAGCCCAUCAGAGCUGGCCCUGUACCCGGAACAUUCUCAGAGUGCUCCAGGGCCACAACCCGCAGACGAGGCGGCCCAGUAUGAAAACGAUGGCAGAUUCGGUCAAUGGCCACGACCGCCGAUGCAUGCAGAGACUUUCUCCAAGCCGGAGGGGGUACUGCGGUUCUGGGGUGAGUGUAUCGACCCGCGCUUGCUCAAUGCCAAUUGAGAUAAGUGCGGGUGAUGCGUUAGUUUGGUGAGUGUUUUAGUGUGAGAGGGUCUAGACGUGCAUGGCGUUGGCGAAGGCAUGUUCAGACAGGAGUUGUAAAGCGCUAUUAGAGGCUGGAUUGAGAGCGGAUGCACAUGCUCCGUAUAUACACUGAUAUUCAGCCUUUGCGCGAGGGUGCUUUGGUGCAUCUGUGUUGGGUGCCCUUGCAAUAGUCAGUGUUUAAGGUUUGUACAUGUGGACUUCACGCUGCGGACAUUUGUCCGAUACACCAGUGACAUAUGCCACCAGUGCCUUGAAAGAUAACGCUAGGACUGCUC
Messenger RNA from Aplosporella prunicola CBS 121167, 1631 nucleotides. RefSeq lists its product as uncharacterized. Lineage: Eukaryota; Fungi; Ascomycota; Dothideomycetes; Botryosphaeriales; Aplosporellaceae. The record is from RefSeq and is a predicted model, not a curated record. The transcript is spliced from 3 exons. The coding region runs from base 379 to 1314 and encodes 311 amino acids.